This is a messenger RNA of Zychaea mexicana, 1295 nucleotides long. RefSeq lists its product as uncharacterized. The transcript is spliced from 2 exons. Bases 406 to 912 code for a protein of 168 amino acids. The record is from RefSeq and is a predicted model, not a curated record. Lineage: Eukaryota; Fungi; Mucoromycota; Mucoromycetes; Mucorales; Lichtheimiaceae.
GAGGAGGUCGAUGUUCCCUCCUGAGUAGAUGGUACUUGUGGUGGUGGUGGUGGCGGCUGCUGUUGUUGUUGCUGCUGCUGCUGUUGCUGCUGUAAUUGUUGUCUCGGGUACCGUCGUCGUCGAUGCGCAGUCGGUAGAUUUGGAGCAAGAUUAAGAGGAGGCAAGUUGGUGUUUGUCGUCGCGGAUGUUGUUGCUGCAGGUACAGUCGGUUUUGGAAGCUCCUGCUGCUGCUGCUGCUGCUGCUGCUGCUGUUGUUGAACCUUGUGGUACAAUGGGGGUAUCUGAAUUUUUGAAUAAACAAGCGGUGAGUACUGCGGCGUAUCUUCUUCCUGCUGCUUUUGUUGUUGUUGUCCUUGCGGUUGAUCAAGAGAGUAUGGCUGUCGCGAUGACUGCGAUUGUUGUUGGAUGCGCAUAUCCACAGAUUUUCCCUUCGUAUCUUUCACAGAAGAUGUUUCCACAGGUAGAGGAAAUGACGCCUGGUCACCGUCCACAUCAAGGGAUGAUCGAGGGGAAGGGUCGAUAGGUGAUUCGAUAGAAGGAUGUAGCGACGUCAUUGUAGCAUUUUCACUGCCGUUCGUGCCAUGGAACGAAAACGUCGUGCUUGAUGUAGUGCGCGUGUGUGAUCUAAUUACGGUUUCUUUAUGGAGGGACGUAGCGGUCGUUGAAGUUACUGAUGCUGCAGCUGUAGCAGCUGCUCCUGUGUCAUCUGCAAACCUCGGACGAAGCGACUUGGAUGCUUCAGUCACGCAUAAUGUUGGCGCAGACUGUUUUCGCAUUGGUGUGGGUGGUAACGGCUUGUUGGUUCCGAGAUCACCGUCAGUAUCUUCAUUACCGCUUUCAGGUGUCGUUGCUGGUUUUGGCAUUACAGGAAGAUUGGGUGGAUUCAUAUUCUCCUUUUUGCGCAGACGAUAAUGGCUCCGUUUGGUUCGUGGGCUGCUGACGAGAUUCGUGCCACCGCUGCUGCCGCCAUUCCCGUUGCCUUUGGUGAAAAAGUUAUCAUAAACUGGCGAAUAGCAGUAUUGCAUUUCUGGGUACGCUGGUGCAGCAAGUCGAAUAUAGUCAUCAGACAUGACGGUUGGACGAAACGACACAAUGCGUUCGCCUCGCUCGUCAGUUCUUAGUAACUUUAUCCGCAUCUCAUGUAUUAAGAAAUUCGCAUCGGUUAUCAAGGACAUUUUGGCAUAUGUGCGUUUAUCUUGCUGUGUUACGUUUGUAUUUAGCAAAAGAAAAGUUGUGGAGGAGGGGAAGGGAUUAUAUAUGUACAGGGUAGAAGGUUCCUAAAUAUGAGUGUGUGU